CUAGGAUACAAGAUCCCCCAAAUAUUAAACGACAAAUCGUGCCCCUUGGUUUCUCUUAGCACGAGUAUAGUUAACUUCAAACUUCAAUGCUACUUACAAGCAACCUAUUGCGAUAAGAUUUACUAGUUCUUACUUAGGUUUAUAAAUUUUGGUCGCUGGGUAAACGAAGAAAGCUCGAUCUAUCCAUUUACUCUUUACGCUGGGACGAGGGGGAAAGUAAACAGGAGAGCGCUCUCUUCUAUUCUCUAUUCUCGCCCUUUCCUCAGAAACAGAAUAAUGGAAACCGCCGCAACGAGCUUCACGUCACGUAGACCAGCAGCUCAUACGCUUCCUCAGUUCCAUCUACCACUUCCGACACCAAUAGAUAAUCAAGUACCAAGUAUGAAUCGAACUACUUAUAUUUGCAACAUGAAUUUAUUAGCAACCAUACUACCACUUUCUCUACCUCUUCUUGAUCUUCUCCGUUUUCCUUCUUACCCCAUACAAGACGUUGUCGAGAUGACUGCGUCAAUCCCCCGGCUUCGAUCAUCGAAUAUGCUCGAAUACAGCCCUCUAACUUGCGUUACAGGAGUAACAGGCAUCGACAGCCUGAGCCCAAUCUCUCCAGGCGCCAACAACCAUAGUUCUCAGCAUUCCCAGGCUGGUUUACCGUUCAACAGUCAACAGAGACUCUGGGCUGCAACGGGUACUCAGUCUUAUACGCACAGUCCGAUGAGCCACGGAGGACAGCCUCCGCUCAUGCAGCAGAACUACAAUCGCCCGAUCUAUUCUCCUAAUUCCGCUUAUCGAGGUUCACAAUCCCCCGGGACGGUGGAUAUUCUAGGAGCUUCUCCCUACGACAGCGGCUCUUCUCCUUAUCAACUCUCGAUUUCAGGAAGUUUAGGUCAUUCUAAUAUACUAUCACCUGCUCCGAAUCAAACCUCCUUGCCAAUGAUGAACAGCCACCCCCAAGGGUCGCAACCUACAGCGCCAUCGACGUCUGCAGGACCCCCAGACGCUUACUCGCGGCCGCCAACAGCUUCUGGUUACUAUUCAGGACCUUCUUCGUCGACGACCCCACAUACUUCUUAUCCAUCCUUUACUUCCACACACACUUCUUCAUCACAAUCGUCUUCGAUAACGACUGGAAGCUUAUCAAAAAAUGCCUCGACGCUUAGCCCACAUCAACAACAUUCUCCAAUGCAUUCUCCGAUGCAAGCACCACCAUAUAGGCCCCUUCCUUCUUACACUCUUCCUCAAACAAUGGGAGGCGGGUCGACAGUGGGAGGGCCGAUCAUGUCGAACAUGACGAAUCCUGGAGGUCAGAUGACUAUUAUGAACGGCAUUGGCACAAUGGGACACGGAUAUCAUCCAACUGGACAUCUAGUCAAUCAACAUCUUUACACUAACAACCACCACCCUAUCACGCAAGAUCGCCCCUUUAAAUGCGACCUCUGUCCAACAUCGUUCAACAGAAACCACGAUCUUAAAAGACACAAGCGAAUUCAUCUUGCAAUCAAGCCGUUUCCCUGCACCUUCUGCGAGAAGAGCUUUUCUAGGAAGGAUGCGCUAAAGCGCCAUAGAAUGGUAAAGGGAUGUGGAAUUGGAAAGACCCCGCCGAACGACGGAAGCGGUAGCUCACCGCGGGAAGAUACAAAACGCGAUGCAGAUAGUCAUUCAGGCUCUGAAUACGGCAUAAAGCAAGAGCCGUUGUAGGAGACUGGAUUCUCAUUGGUAACCACGAUAUUCUAUCAGAGAACUCUGUCUUCCGAGCGAUGUUAGCGGGCAAAUGCUACGCUCGAGUUUGAGAAGCAUAAUAAUACACUCAUGGGUG
Daldinia decipiens is the source of this 1813-nucleotide messenger RNA. RefSeq lists its product as uncharacterized. The record is from RefSeq and is a predicted model, not a curated record. Gene Ontology annotation, biological process: regulation of transcription by RNA polymerase II. The transcript is spliced from 2 exons. Gene Ontology annotation, molecular function: DNA-binding transcription factor activity, RNA polymerase II-specific; RNA polymerase II transcription regulatory region sequence-specific DNA binding. Gene Ontology annotation, cellular component: nucleus. The coding region runs from base 277 to 1695 and encodes 472 amino acids. NCBI's taxonomy places the organism in Eukaryota, Fungi, Ascomycota, Sordariomycetes, Xylariales, Hypoxylaceae.